Lactuca saligna is the source of this 567-nucleotide messenger RNA. Lineage: Eukaryota; Viridiplantae; Streptophyta; Magnoliopsida; Asterales; Asteraceae. The record is from the annotation of a GenBank genome assembly.
AUGAGGGAUGAUCAUAAUAGAGUUUACAAGUUGCUUUCAGAUAUAAUUGAAGGCAAAGAAGGAAGAGUUCGUGAGACUCUGCUUGGUAAACGGGUCGAUUAUUCAGGGCGGUCCGUGAUUGUCGUGGGCCCUUCACUUUCAUUACAUCGAUGUGGAUUGCCUCGCGAAAUAGCAAUAGAACUUUUCCAGGCAUUUGAAAUUCUGGAUGACCAUCCUGUAUUGCUGAAUAGAGCGCCUACUCUGCAUAGAUUAGGCAUACAGGCAUUCCUCCCCGUUUUAGUGGAAGGGCGCGCUAUUUGUUUACAUCCAUUAGUUUGUAAGGGCUUCAAUGCAGACUUUGACGGGGAUCAAAUGGCUGUUCAUGUGCCUUUAUCUUUGGAGGCUCAAGCAGAGGCGCGUUUACUUAUGUUUUCUCAUAUGAAUCUUUUGUCUCCAACUAUUGGGGAUCCGAUUUCGGCACCAACUCAAGAUAUGCUUAGUGGACUCUAUGUCUUAACGAGUGGAAAUCGUCGGGCGCAAUAUGGAGGUACUGAUGGCAGAACGGCCCACUCAGGUCUUUCACAAUAA